Molecule: messenger RNA, 3037 nt
Organism: Neopelma chrysocephalum (saffron-crested tyrant-manakin)
Lineage: Eukaryota; Metazoa; Chordata; Aves; Passeriformes; Pipridae
Gene: NMT1
Product: N-myristoyltransferase 1
Exons: 12
Coding region: 28-1521 (497 amino acids)
Biological process (GO): N-terminal peptidyl-glycine N-myristoylation
Cellular component (GO): cytoplasm
Molecular function (GO): glycylpeptide N-tetradecanoyltransferase activity
Source: RefSeq, a predicted model, not a curated record
GGCCGGCGCCCAGGGUCCCGUUUCAAGAUGGCGGACGACAGUGAGACAGCAGUGAGGCGGCCGCCGGCGCGGCUCCCGCGACCGGCGGCGGAGGAGAACGACCACGAGCACUGCAGCGACUGCGAGAACGAGGCGGAGCACGGCUCCAACCGCGGGGGCCUGAGUCCAGCAAAUGACAGCGGAGCCAAAAAGAAGAAAAAGAAACCCAAACGGAAGAAAGAGAAAGGAGGAGGAGACCAGCCCGACCAGGCUCAGGACCAGCCAGUGAAGGUGAACUCCUUACCCGCUGAGAGGAUCCAGGAGAUUCAAAAAGCCAUCGAGCUCUUCUCUGUAGGUCAGGGCCCUGCCAAAACCAUGGAGGAGGCCAGCAAGAGGAGCUACCAGUUCUGGGACACACAGCCAGUGCCCAAGCUUGGAGAGGUGGUGAACACCCACGGCCCGGUGGAGCCGGACAAGGACAAUAUCCGUCAGGAGCCAUACACCCUGCCCCAGGGCUUCACCUGGGAUGCCCUGGACCUCGGGGACAGAGGUGUGCUGAAGGAGCUCUACACGCUGCUCAACGAGAACUACGUGGAGGACGACGACAACAUGUUCCGGUUCGAUUACUCCCCCGAGUUCCUGCUGUGGGCACUGCGUCCUCCGGGCUGGCUGCCCCAGUGGCACUGUGGGGUCCGAGUUGUCUCCAGCAAGAAGCUGGUUGGAUUUAUCAGCGCCAUUCCAGCCACAAUCCACAUCUAUGACACAGAGAAGAAGAUGGUGGAGAUAAACUUCCUGUGUGUCCACAAAAAGCUGCGCUCCAAGCGGGUGGCUCCGGUGCUGAUCCGCGAGAUCACGCGGCGGGUGCAUCUGGAGGGGAUCUUCCAGGCUGUUUACACUGCGGGAGUGGUGCUGCCAAAGCCUGUGGGGACUUGCAGGUACUGGCACCGCUCCCUGAAUCCUCGGAAACUCAUCGAGGUCAAAUUUUCCCACCUGAGCAGGAACAUGACUAUGCAACGUACCACGAAGCUUUACCGGCUGCCCGAGACUCCCAAGACUCCCGGCCUGCGGCCCAUGGAGCACAGGGACAUCUCUGCCGUGCACAAGCUCUUGACCGAGUACCUGAAGCAGUUCCACCUGACGCCCGUGAUGAGCAGAGAGGAGGUGGAGCACUGGUUCUUACCUCAGGAGAACAUCAUCGACACCUUUGUGGUGGAGAGCGCCCCGGGGGAGGUGACAGACUUCCUGAGCUUCUACACUCUGCCCUCCACCAUCAUGAACCACCCGACUCACAAGAGCCUGAAAGCUGCUUAUUCCUUCUACAACGUUCACACCAAGACGCCUCUUAUCGACCUCAUGAGUGACGCCCUCAUCCUCGCCAAGUCGAAAGGAUUCGACGUCUUCAAUGCACUGGAUCUCAUGGAAAACAAAACCUUCCUGGAGAAGCUGAAGUUUGGGAUCGGGGACGGGAACCUGCAGUAUUACCUGUACAAUUGGAAGUGUCCCAGCAUGGCCCCAGAGAAGGUCGGACUGGUGCUGCAGUAAGUGAGCCCUUGCCAGGAGAGCAUGGAGGAGCCGGGCCUGGUGGAGGUGCUGCCCCUCAUCCUUUCUGCCAAAGCUGGACCCACACCGGGUCAGGGGGAACCGGAGCAGCCGCCCACGGCUCCCGCCGCCACCCGCCGCCUCCUCGUCUGGUCUAAUGUGCAUCCUCGUAAAGACACGAUCAAGGGAAUGUAACUGCUGAAACUAGAUCAUGAUUGGCAUAUAAUGGAGUUAACGGGUGAAUAAUAAAAGUAUAUAUUAUAUAUAUUUUAAAUCUUUCCUGUUCCCAACUGCCAUGAGUCGCAUUCGGCCGCUGCACCGGGACUGUUCUCCGUGGGCACACCGAGGUGGAGGCUGCGGCGCCGGCGCGGUGGAGCUCCGGGAUGUGGUGGCCAGUGGCCAGGUCCUCCUGCCUGCCCUGAGGGUGCUUUGGGCUCUCCCCUGCUUGGCUCUUUGCCCCCAGUUUGCUCCCUCCUCCGUUCAACUGGCUCCCUCCCUGCGGGCUCGGGAGCACGUCGGAAUUCCUUCCUAAGGGCUAUUUGUGGAAGCGAUGCCUUGUCCCAUCUCCUCCCAGACGUGGAGACUCCAACCCUGCAACGGGGCGAGCGCUGAACUGAGGGGCAGCAGCCCCCGAAGAUCCAGGGGGACUCAGCUCUGGCACACCCUGCUCUGCUCAGACUCCUGGGGCUCCUUCCCUGUAACGCUGGGGCUGUGGGCACCAGGAGAUGCUCCAUCACCGCUGCCUCAGCUGCUUUUCUCUGGAAGCAUGGAAAUAUGGAUACAUGCCACCAGCAUCACCCCGGGCCUUCAGGCUCCCCAGCCACCCUGGUGCCUCCACCAGCUCCCAGCUCGUCAUCUUGUGCUGUGGGAUCUACCAAGAUAAAGGAAAAGUUUUCUCUCAUGGAAAACCUUCAUCCCAUCGAGAUACUUUGGGAAAGGAGCGCCCGGACAGCCUCCUGCCGUGUCACGAACCGUGUCCGCCCAGCGCUCCGAGAUGCUCCUGCCCUCCCAGCCAAAGGUUUCCAAAGCUGCACACCAAGGCCAAGACCCCCCGUCUAUGCACUCCCACACCUCCCUGUCCCCGCGUGUCCCUGUCACACCCUGUGGCACCACGGACCCCCAGGGUCUCUGCCCACCCCAGCCUGGACCUGCGGGGCCCCAGUGGGGACCAGGAGCCCGUCACGUCCCCCCCCGGCAGCGCCAUCACAUCCCCCUGCUCGGGGUCCUGUGUCACCUAUGCAAGUACCUCUGUGUCCCCUCCGGUGUCCCUGCUGUGCUGGGGGAGGCUGGGUGCGGGUGGGGGGCAGCCAGUGGGACCCUCCCCUUGCCCCCAGGGCGGGUUUGAGGGCUGUUCCCCCCGGCUUCCAUGGGUGCAGGACCCGUGGGUGCUCGGCAGCUCCCUGGGGCAGUGCUGGUUUGGGGGUGGGCUCGGCCCUUAUCCCCCCACAACGGGCCCUGGGGGGUGACAGGGACAGCGGGACAGGCUCUGUUAAAAUAAAACCUUUAUUGACUGGCUUGA